Molecule: messenger RNA, 1125 nt
Organism: Postia placenta MAD-698-R-SB12
Lineage: Eukaryota; Fungi; Basidiomycota; Agaricomycetes; Polyporales; Adustoporiaceae
Exons: 4
Coding region: 1-1125 (374 amino acids)
Source: RefSeq, a predicted model, not a curated record
AUGGGCCUGGUCAAAACCGAAACGUAUGCUGCUCAAUAUGACGAAGUACCCAGUCAUCCACGAUGUUCGAACGUCUCCUUUGUGUGUACAAAUUAUGCGUUCAAAAUGAUCUCUGUAGAACUGGAGGCGUUACGAUACGAGCCACUAUGCGGCUGGCGUUUUCUCGGGGUCGUCGUCUUUCUCUCUUUCUCCUAUCUGGUCUUUCAAGCUGUGCAAUACUAUCGUGAGGCGUCUGCCGCUGCCGCAAGUGAAGCCAAGGACCUAGAGGCUUCCUCUGUCACUGACACCGAUACCGAGCGCAAAUCCUGCAGUAUUACCGAUGAUACGCCGCCGCCUGUGACGGAGGAGACAUACAAACCUGGCCCUGAUGAAGUCGUCUUUGACGCCCAAUCCGCGCACGACGACCGCGCUGUGCAACAGGAACCACAGUCCCCCGCGAUGGCACACCAGGAUUUCUCUCCGGCCAACGCAGACCUUGGCUCCCCGGUGACUGGCACUCUCGACUCCAGCUGCACGCCCUCCCUUGCGGGCUCUUCCUCCACCGACUCGAGUGCAUCACUUGCGUCCCAGUCCACGGGCGGCCUGUCGCCUUCCUGCUCCUCCCCCGGCCUCGUCGACAUGCUCCUCAGCGCGCUCAUGUCCGGCGACGAGGAGCGCCUCGCGGCAGCGAAGGCGAAACUGGCGUACAACCCCACGGAUGAUGAGGACUGGGAGGCUGACAGCGACUGCGCGGCAUCUGUGUCCUCGUCCCCGUCGCGCGAGCCCUCGUGGGUGUCAGUGGAGGUCCCGUCCCUCAGCUAUGCAGACUCCGACUCUUCAUGCUCGGCGGACUCGCCGUCGGUGUACUCGAUAGAGGCCGUCUCGGUGCACUCGGUGGACGCUGCUUCGACAUGCUCGCAGGACGCGGGCCCGGUAUGCUCGAAGGAGACCACGAAGACGGGCGUGCCCUACCUCGACUUCCUCCUCUCGCUGCCGCCGCCGCCAACCUACGACACACGUGUUCCUCGGUCUCCUAUAGUAGUCAAGACAAAGAACGUCAAGCCUGAGCCUGAGCCUGUGUUCACCUCCUCUGCCUCGUGGCGCUCCUCGGUCGACGACUUCGGAGCCGUGGGACUGGCAUUCUAG